This is a messenger RNA of Eimeria maxima, 234 nucleotides long. RefSeq lists its product as hypothetical. Lineage: Eukaryota; Apicomplexa; Conoidasida; Eucoccidiorida; Eimeriidae. The record is from RefSeq and is a predicted model, not a curated record. The coding region runs from base 1 to 234 and encodes 77 amino acids. The transcript is spliced from 3 exons.
AUGCCUAGGAGGGGAACAGAUUCUGGCGAUAGCGCCGAGUCGCAGCUGCAGGAACUCUAUAAGAUGGGGGCGGAGCUGCAGCAGCAACAGGAGGUCUUGCUGCACCAGCUCAACAAGAUAGGACAGGCAAAACACCGAAGCCUUUUAGCCUCUAAGGCCGCAGAAGCUGCCCUCGAAUACAUGCGAGAAGCUAAGCCCGAGGCCCGUGUAUACAAACAAAUCGCCAGACUGUAA